Messenger RNA from Helobdella robusta, 2570 nucleotides. RefSeq lists its product as hypothetical. The transcript has 14 exons. The record is from RefSeq and is a predicted model, not a curated record. Bases 127 to 2445 code for a protein of 772 amino acids. Gene Ontology annotation, molecular function: nucleic acid binding; protein binding. Lineage: Eukaryota; Metazoa; Annelida; Clitellata; Rhynchobdellida; Glossiphoniidae.
CGACAUAGUUGGUUGCUGGGUUAGAGAUUUUAAAUUUCAUCCGAGAAGUUGCAUUUGUUGUGACAUUUUUGUUUUGUGCAUAAAAAGAUUUAUUUGAUAAAUUUUUGAAUUGCUAACUGCCGGAAUAUGCCAGACGACGAUGACCUAAGUGAUGAGUUCAGUCGGCGACUGCAAGAAUUCACUAUGAAAAAGAGGGACAUGCUGUUUUCAGAGGUUGAUCUGAGUGACUGUGUGGCUGGUUCUGGCAUCUACCAUCAUAAACUACUGGACAUCAAUUCUAAUGAAAACUUCACCAAUGUACCUCCUUUAGAAGUUUUCAUGGAUGUCCCAAAAACGUCGAGAAUUGAUCAUUUUUAUAAGAAUGUGGAGAAAGGGAAUGUGCUUACUGGUGUCAUAACAUCAGUAAUUGAUGUCGGCUUCUACAUGAAUCUGUUGGCCGUUGACGUUGGCAAAGCUAGGAGUCUUCACGAUUUGAAACUAUCUGCCUUUUGUCCGAGUCGAGAAAUUGAGAAACAUCGACACCACGAUGACGUUCUGGAGCAGUUUGCCAUUAAGGAUGUUGUAAGAGCUGUGGUGAUAAAAGUGAACUUAGAUAAAAUAACUGUUUCCCUACAACAUCAUCAUCUCACAUCAUCUCUGAGAUCUAUCAAAUUGGGAAUAUUAUCAGAUGAGGAAAUAUCAUUAUAUUACAGUCGAACCCUGAAAUACGAAGGCCAGGCGUACAAUGACAUCAUGAAAAGUUCUCUGGAAUAUGAAAACCCAUCGAACAUCUCGAAUCUUGGAAUCAUGUUUGGGCUGAGUGGCCUCAAGUGUCGACCAUCUUUGAUGAGGGGGCUUUUCAAAGUUCAAUAUCCUGAAGAUUCUUAUGGCGAUUAUUUGAGAAAGAAGCAGUCAUAUAAGCUUGCUAUGAAGAAUAUAACGACGGCCGUAACGUACGUGAAGGCGGAGCAGAACAUUGAAGCCAUGCAAGUGCUGAAUAGGGCCCUAGAAAUUGACCCGGAUAACGUCGAGGGACUUGUUGUGAGAGGAGCGCUCCAAGGAAACAUUGGAAACUACAAAAAAGCCAUAGAAGAUUUUGACAAGGCAUUGAUUGUGGACCAACAUCACAGAAACGCCAACAAAUAUUUGCGCACCGUGCUCAUCAGCUUUGCUAAGAAUUUGAUAUCAGAGGACAAAACGCACCAGGCGAUUGAUCUGUUGAAGAGGGCGAGAGAUGUUAACAAAAAGGUGAGGGUAAAUUAUAAUAAUAGAGAUGGUGAUAUUGAAGAGGAGGAAGAGGAAGAAGAGGAUGUUGAAGAUGAGAUCAAUAAAUUGAUCACAACUGCAAAUAACAGGAAAGUUCUCCACCAUUCAAAUAAAAGUUUAGAUGAGGGUCCUAGCUGUGGUGGUGGUGGUGGCAGCGGUGGUUACGGCAAUAAUGAUGAGCGAAAGCAUCGGAGGUAUUCACAGAGUGGAUCCAGGGUUCAAUCGAAGUCGGCGUCUAGCAGCAAAUACUUGCCUGCCGUCAAGUAUUAUUCUCCAGUUCUGCUUAGUGAUGACGAUGCUGGAGAAGUUUUCGGACCACAGCUGCCUCCGAGUGAGGCGAAGAAAGCUGGUAAAUCCUUGAAGAGGAGAAGAAUGAGUAAGAGAACUUCAUCAUCCGAUGAUGAUAACAGUGGAUCAUCGUCGUCUAGCUCGUCAUCGUCUUCAUCUUCAUCAUCAUCAUCAUCUACGUCGUCAUCUUCGUCAGAUGAUAAUGAUGAGGAUGGAAGUAGUGAGGAACGUAAAAUAUUAGCUUCAACUGACGAUGCGUCGAAAAAUUCAAACGUUUCUAACCGUAGUGAAGUGGUGAAAUCAAAGUCGAACCAGAAGACAAAGAGAUUAAAAUCGUCAACAUCAUCAUCUUCAUCAUCCGGUGAAUCUGACGUGAAAACAAUUACGAAAUCGUCACAGAAAUUUGAUAAAUCAUCUAGUAAAAAAUCGCUCCAUUCCAAAACAUCAUACGAACACCAGAGCAAUUACCACAAAACUUACUACGACCGGAACAAACUUGACACUAAGCAUGAGCAACUCUUCAGGAAUAAAAGCAGUAAAUCGUACAGCGAUUCCAAACCAUCUCAUUACGAUUCUGAAUACAAUUCAAAACGCCUCAACAACUUAUCAGAAAAAUUCAGAACUGAAGCAAAACUUGGUAGGAACUAUGAGCAAAGGAAGGAAGUGUAUGGAAAAUCGAAACAGUAUACCGAUGACCAUAUAAAGAAAAAAUUAACUUACAAAAAUUAUGCCGGAGGUGAUGCCAUACAUGAUUCAAAAAGACUAAACGCGCCUGCAGAGAAUAAGAGUGCAACUGGCUUGAAUAAAGCUGAAAAUAACGCUGAAAAUAUUCCGGGUGAGAGUUUGGAAGAGAUGGAAUCAUUUUUAAAAGAAUUGAAAUCAAAGCAAAAGUUGAAUCGACCAAAGCAAUAAAUACCUUUCGUUAAUUAUUUUAAAUCAAUUUAUUGAUCUUUUUUUUUCAGUUACACCCAGUUUGUUAAAUAAAAAGUUCUUUCUGACCUCGUAAAAGUUUUCAAUAUUUAGGCGACAAAUAUGAA